AUGAAUGAACUCCUAACAACAACUUUAUGUAAAUUGAAAUCAAACAAAUACUCUCAAUUAAACAUUGUAAUAGGUAACGAGAGCUGCGACUUAGACUCGGCAGUGUGCUCUGUUGUCUUAGCUACCUUUCUAAACUGGUUAGAAAUUCAUAAUAAGGAGGAAAAUGACAUUGGCUGUGUCACCAUCUCUAUACUAGACGUGGCCAGAGAAGACUAUCCUUUGAAAACUGAAGUCGCAUACUGUUUGAAAGAAUGUGGAAUUACUGAAAAUAAUUUAUUGUUUAGAGAUGAUGUUAAUUUAAAAGAACUAGUAAAUAAUCAGACGAACAUAACAUUAGUCGAUCAUCAUGUAUUGGCGAAACGAUUAGAUUUCCUAACACCGUACAUUAAAGAAAUAGUCGAUCACAGACCGUUAGACAAACAGCAAUGGAACUACAACAAUGAUGUUAAGACUUUAAUCAAAAUCGUUGGAUCGUGUGCAACGCUCAUUGUGCAACGGAUUCAGAGUGUAGCUAAAGGAAUUGAGUUUUUUAAUACAUACCCUGUGUGUGCUGAUCUUCUACACAGUGUAAUUAUAUUAGAUACUGUAAACUUUUCGAAGGAAGUGAACAAAGCAACACCUCUAGACAUGGAAAUGGUUGAUUACCUAGAGAGUGUAUUGAAAUUGGAAAAUUGUGAACAGACGAGACAAUUAAAGUUGGAACAAUUACUGAAAGCGCGUAGUGACGUCACAUCGCUGACGCCAUCUCAAUUACUAAGGAAGGAUUCGAAGAUAUUGGAAGAUGUGUUCGUACCGAGCUUUCCCAUACUUGUAAAGGAAUUCCUACAAAAACCAAACGCUUUAGAAGCCGUCAGCGAAGCCCUAAAUACAAAGAACUGUACCGUAGCUGUCUUGCUUGGUAUGGAUCUCUCGGAGGGAUUGAAAAGGGACGUUGCGGUCCUUAGCCCUUCAUGCCCCGAUAAAGUAAUAAAGCUAGCAAAGUUUCUUCAAGACUGGUCUCAUCCUAAUCUGGAACUGGUCCCCGAAACGCAGAAUUGUGUUUACUUCAAACAGAACAACCUCGCGGCCUCCAGGAAGCAAUACAUGCCCGCCUUAAAUGAGUACUUAAACAAUUGUAAACAAUAAAAUUGCUAAAUUAAAUCUGGGUGUUGUAU
Messenger RNA from Melitaea cinxia (Glanville fritillary), 1154 nucleotides. It is a transcript of the gene pn, whose product is annotated as exopolyphosphatase PRUNE1. NCBI's taxonomy places the organism in Eukaryota, Metazoa, Arthropoda, Insecta, Lepidoptera, Nymphalidae. Gene Ontology annotation, molecular function: exopolyphosphatase activity. The transcript has 7 exons. Bases 1 to 1125 code for a protein of 374 amino acids. Gene Ontology annotation, cellular component: cytoplasm. The record is from RefSeq and is a predicted model, not a curated record.